AUGGAGACCUCAAGUUCCUUCAAUGGCAACUUAUUGGAACUUCUAUUUUCUGCAGAAUCAAAGAACUCAUCCGAUAUUAUUCCGGCAACCGCCGCCGCCGCCGCCGACAUAUCAGCAUCAAUAGAUUUUACCACAGACCAUCAAUUCCCUUUUCCUGAUUAUCAGUUUCUUCUAGAUUAUGAUCAUGAUCAAAUGUUUGGUCAACUUCAAUUCCAAGAAUACCCUUUUGAUCAUCAUGAUAAAUCAUCCAUUAAUGUACCAUUAAAUUCACCAGUCUUUGACUGUGAUCACUGUCAAGAUCUGAACUUAAUUAACACCAAAAAUGGGAGAUUUUAUAACUCUGAUGUCAUUGAGCAGAAUUCAACAGUAUUCAAGGUUGGAAAGCUUUCAGCAGAACAAAGGAAGGAGAAGAUCCAUAGGUAUAUGAAGAAGAGGAAGGAGAGGAAUUUCACCAAGAAGAUCAAGUAUGCUUGUCGAAAAACAUUGGCUGAUGGUAGACUUAGAGUAAGAGGAAGGUUUGCUAAAAAUGAUCAAUUUGGAGAUCAGUCAUCAAGAGCAGCUUGUGGGAGCAAUGAAGAAGAUACAAGUAAAGAUGUAUGUGUGAAAGAAGAGGAAGAAGACAUUGUCGAUUCUUCGGAUGUUUUUGCACACAUUAGUGGGGUGAACUCUCUUAAAUACAACUACUCAAUUCAAACUUGGAUAUGA
Molecule: messenger RNA, 705 nt
Organism: Impatiens glandulifera
Lineage: Eukaryota; Viridiplantae; Streptophyta; Magnoliopsida; Ericales; Balsaminaceae
Product: zinc finger protein CONSTANS-LIKE 5-like
Exons: 3
Coding region: 1-705 (234 amino acids)
Biological process (GO): regulation of flower development
Cellular component (GO): nucleus
Molecular function (GO): protein binding
Source: RefSeq, a predicted model, not a curated record